AUGAUCGCAAACCAACCCCAGCGUCAUUCACUCGCCACCCUGCCCGUUGGUGUUGCUACUGCCUCGAUGGGGAUGAGCCCAUGCCACACUCUGGAAAGCAAGUUUGCUGCUCUGUGUGAUGCUGGCUUCAAGAAUGUCGAGAUUGGCUAUCACAACUACGUUGCUUGGGUCAAGGAGCGAAACCCUGGGCUGAUACCCGCCAAGAGCGUGUACCCUCCAGACUGGGCCGAAAACUCGGAGCCCGACGCCGCAGACAAUGUCACCUGGCAAGCACUUUACGACAGCGCCGAGGACUGCAAGACCCUCGCAGCCAAAUACGGCCUCACGAUGACUAUGCUUCAGCCAUUCCAGCAAUGUGAUGCUUGGGAGGCCGGUUCGGCCAGAGAGGCAUGGGCUCGCAGACGUGUCGAGCGGUGGCUCCCCCUGACGUCCAAGCUGGGUAUCGAGAUUCUGCAAGUCGGCACUGCCGACAAGGUCGAAGCCAAGGGCGACGAUGCCAAAAUAGCUUCAGACUUGCGCUGGAUGGCAGAGCUUGCUGCGCGCCAGAGCCCGCCCGUCAAGCUUGCGUACGAGGCUCUGUGUUUCUCGCCAUAUGUCAACGAUUGGGAGCGCACGUGGAAGAUUGUUCAACAAGUCAAUCACCCCAAUUUUGGACUCUGCAUGGACGUUUCCCACUGGCCUCUGGCCCCAGCUUACGGCUUCAACGUCCACACUGGCGACGGAUGGAGAGACGCUGAUGUCCAGGCCUGCUUGGAACGUGUACGAGCUGUGCCCAAGGACAAGAUCUUCUACGUCGAGAUUUCAGACCUCAUCGCACCUGACGUUACGAAGCCAUUGGGCAAGGGAAGCAUGUUUGACGCUUGGACUGUUGAGAACAAGCCACCCCAGGGCGACGUGUUUGCCUGGAUGAUCUGCUCUCGCUCCGUUCCACUGGUCGGUCGAGAUGCUGGGCUGGUCGGACCAAAGGGCGACCUCGGCGCCAGGGUGGUCGACUGCCUGCGGGCCCUGCUUGACACUGGAUAUGGCGGGCACGUCGUGUUCGAGCAAUUUGAAGCCAUCAGGAUGGCAGAAGACGACUCCGCCAUUCCGACAGAGUACGCCCUGGCGUGCGCAGAGUCAUGGACGUUGUUGUCGAAGGAGCUUUGA
Apiotrichum porosum is the source of this 1146-nucleotide messenger RNA. RefSeq lists its product as uncharacterized. NCBI's taxonomy places the organism in Eukaryota, Fungi, Basidiomycota, Tremellomycetes, Trichosporonales, Trichosporonaceae. The coding region runs from base 1 to 1146 and encodes 381 amino acids. The transcript has 4 exons. The record is from RefSeq and is a predicted model, not a curated record.